GGAGGGAGCGGGAUGGGGAAGGCAGGUCUGUGUUCGCGCCAGUAAGGAGAACAGCAGAGCAGUCAGCGCGCUGGGCGCCCGCACGCCGCAAAUCCUGGCCCUGCUACGCGGCUGGGGCCCUUUCCUUCCUCCCGGCUGCCUCCAGCCCACCCUGGGCCCCUGCAGCCCAGCUGUGUCCUCAGCGCUUUCCCCGCGCCCAGGGCCGGCCACGCGUCCCGGCGGCUCCCGGGGGUCCCCAGCGUCAGGAGCAUCCCUGGCCGCGGCGGGGAGAGGCAGCCGGCCGCAAGGGCGCUUGUUGGCGCUCGGCGCUGUCCCUGGGCCCGCCGCCUGUUGGCACUGCGCCCACCCGGCGCCCCGCCCCGCAGGAACGCAGGGCGCGCCGGCGGCCGCAGCGCUUACCCUCCUGCGCCUCUGAGCCUCGCGCCCAGUCCUCGCGCGCAGCGGCUCGGCGUGCGUCCCCAGCCCAGCUGUCCACUGUGCCGCCACCAUGGCAGCCUCCUCCGCGCGGCCCACCGUCUUGGCCCUGACCGGGCUGGCGCUGCUCCUGCUGCUGUGCAUGGGCCCAGGUGGCAUAAAUGGAAACAAACUCAAGUUGAUGCUUCAGAAACGGCAAGCACUUGCUCCAGCGAAGACAGAAGUGGCUGUUGAUGAGAACAAAGCCAAAGAAUUCCUUAGUAGCCUGAAGCGGCAGAAGCGGCAGCUGUGGGACCGGACCCGGCCGGAGGUGCAGCAGUGGUACCAGCAGUUCCUCUACAUGGGCUUCGACGAAGCGAAAUUUGAAGACGACAUCUCCUACUGGCUAAACCGAGAUGGGAACGGACACGACUACUACGGCGACUACUACCAACGUCACUACGAUGAAGACUCGGCAAUCGGCCCCCGGAGCCCCCACAGCUUCAGGCAUGGUGCCAGUGUCAACUACGAUGACUACUAGCCCUACUCAACACACUGUGGACCGGAAACCAACAGUGCCUGUCUUCACGGCUCUCCUCAUGCCUUAUCCUAUUGGGUUUCUGCUGGGCUUGAUCUCCACAGAUCUUUUCUACCUACUUUGACCACAACCAAAGAGUUAAAACCAAGAAUAUAAGUGCCUUUUGAUAGUUCAUGCAAAGUCCCUAAUAAUGUAUCUAUCUCAUUUCAAAAUAGAAAUAAAAAGCAUUUUGUUAAAAAGAA
Messenger RNA from Oryctolagus cuniculus (rabbit), 1173 nucleotides. It is a transcript of the gene ECRG4, whose product is annotated as ECRG4 augurin precursor. Lineage: Eukaryota; Metazoa; Chordata; Mammalia; Lagomorpha; Leporidae. Gene Ontology annotation, biological process: G1 to G0 transition; anaphase-promoting complex-dependent catabolic process; cellular senescence. The record is from RefSeq and is a predicted model, not a curated record.